AUGAUGAUGCCUGCCCCGGCGUAUCAGAAGCUAGAACAAGGCUGGCAAACCAAGGGGAGGACUGGAAGCCUUCAGAGCCCCCAGAAAUGUAACAAUCAGGAUUUCACCCUCCUGAGGGAGUACUGCCUGAGGCGAGGCCUGCUGUUUGAAGAUGACACCUUCCCAGCACAUGUCAGUUCCAUUGGUCCCAAUCUGCUCUCAGCAGACAAGCUGAGCCACCUACAGUGGAAAAGACCAACGAUGAUCGAGAAAAAUCCCCAUUUAAUCGUGGACGGUGUUAUCAGAUUUGAUAUUGUUCAAGGAGAAAUAGGUGAUUGCUGGGUUCUGGCUGCCCUAGGAUCUUUGACAUUACAGAGGCAAUUUCUGGAAAAUGUUAUGCCAAAGGACCAAGGAUUCAAAGAGAAUUAUGGGGCGAUUUUUCAUUUCCAGGUAUGUAUUAUGUGCUGUUGUGAUUUUGCUCCACCUUGUUUGGGUGGAGAGUUUGGAUGAUCCCUGCUAGAAAAAGCAUAUGCCAAGUUGCGAGGCUACUGUCAGUAUUUGCACUGGGGUUACAUUUCCGAUGUGCUAGUAGACUUGACAGGUGGAGUCCAAGUGCAGUUUCUUUUACAGAAACCUCCUUCUGAUCUGCAGGAGAUAGCAAAAGCAGCUGCCAAAUCACAAUGCCUGAUGGGAUGUACCACACCAGGAGGGCAAUCAGUUGGUAAAGUGGAGUUGAAGAACGGACUCAUAAAAGGCCAUGCCUAAACUGUGACUGGGGCUACAAAAAUACCAUACAUGAAUGGCUGGGAAGAUAUAAUCAGAGUUUGGAAUCCUUGGGGUCACGGGGAAUGGAGAGGGCCUUGGAGUGAUGGCUCUCCCCAGUUGGAUCAAGUUCCAGCUGAAUAUAAGAAAGAUCUCUAUGAAGAUAAGGACGAUGGAGAAUUCUGGAUGUCAUGUCAAGCUUUUGCAGAGCAAUUUUCCUUGCUGUGUAUUUGCAAUAACACCUCAUUGUUUCUGGACUUUCGAGAUCAGCGUGGUACAAGGUGGUCUCUGGCCAUGUAUGUAAAGCAAUGGGCUCGAGGACUUACUGCAGGUAGAAGCAACUAUCAUAACUCAGGUGCAUUUUCAAGGAACCCCCAGUACUUUAUCCAAGUGGAGGAGCCUGACCUGAAAAACUAUAAUGUGGUGGUGUCACUGAUGCGAAAACCUGCCAAUAAUAUGCCAGAUGCACAAAAAUUGUUCACCGGAUUUUUGAUCUUCAGGGUUGAACCUGAGUUUCAGGGCUUGAAGGAAAGAUUGCCAGUUGCAUUUUUCUCUCAGUAUAAAUCCAAAGUUCUGAAGUACGGUUUAAAUGUGUCGACCCAUGAUGUCACCAAUUACUUUUUCUUGAGCCCCAGUACCUACAUUGUUGUUCCAGCCACGUCAGAAGAAGGCCAAGAGGCUGAAUUCCUCCUACGAAUCUUCCUGAGGAGCCAAGACAACCAUGAGGACCUGAAAAGCAGGCUCAGCCCAGUGAUACCAAAGGACAUACCCAACCAGAGUCAAGACAGCUCCUCUGAAAACAUCUUCCUCAGAUAUGCUAAACAGGGUUCAGACAUCAAUGCCUCGCAGCUGCAAAGGCUCCUCAAUGAAGUGUUCCUGAAAGAUCAAAUGGCCAGCCUGGACGGAGGAUUCUGCUUUGAGUCACGUAGAGGCAUAUUAGCUCUGAUGGAUCUCAAGUCUAAUGGAAGAUUCUCCCUGCAAGAAUUUAAGCACCUCUGGAAACACCUUGCUAAGUACAAGGAUAUUUUCAGGAGGGAAGAGGGAAUUGGUUCUGGAUUCCUGGACGUCUCAGAUUUGAGGAAUGCAGUACAGAGAGCAGGUAUGGUCAGCUGUGCUGUGAAGAGAGGGAUGGAAAGAUGAGGGUGGAGAGACUGUAUGGAAGAUCUAGUGAGAUCCUGCUCCUGGCAUAAUCUGCGAGUAAUGCAUCUCACAAAGACAAAACUAUCCCUGUCCAUUCCCCGUGUAACCAAGCCAAAGAGAAUGUUUCAGGAAGAAGCCAUUUCCCCUGCUGAGUGGUCCUGUAGCACAGGAAUAGAUUGGAGCAUUGUUGAGAUGGUACUGAUGAUGGAUAUUUGCCAAGUGGCAGAAAGGCCAAUAAGGCUCAAGAAAGAGGCCAAAGCAAGCGUGAAUUUCCAUCUCACCCCUGGAGGUACUCUCUCUUGAUCAGGGACGAAGCACCUGGUAGGGAAAAGGAGUAAGGUAGUUUGAACAGCCACUGUCCUGCUAGUUCAUUCAAUCUCUCUCCAAGGCUCUAACUGAUUAUAUAGGAGAAAGCUGCAUUGAAAGACCUUUUAUUUAGUUUGCACUGACCUCUGUUGGCUAGACUAGUGCUGCAAUUUUAAGCAAGCAAUCCAGUUUCUGUUGCAUGAUUGAAUUUGUCUAGUUCUAUCUGGUUACAUUUUGAAUAUGCGAUAGGAUAUCCCAGAGGAAGCUCCUGUCCAACAAAUCUGCAUUAGAGAUUCUUCCAUUUAGCUAAAUGGCCAUUUAAGUUGCAUUAGCCAAUAGAAUGUAAAUUUUUCCCCUAUGGGGAACUCUAGUCAAAACGUAAUCAACGGAAGCCAUAAAGUUGGUGGAUUUUUUUUCAGGCGGAAGAUGUAACAUGGCCUCUAGAGACUGAAAUUCCUGAUGUGUCAUCAGAGUGUAGCAAGAAGCUCUGAGUUCAGGGAUCUGAUAUGUAUCACUGUUGUAAUAAAGGCACUACAGUAUAAAAUACGAAAUAAGAUUGCACACAUGCAGAUACUGAAGGGAUAAACAGGGAAUAUUAAAAAAUGGCAAAUUCAGCACAUUGUGCCCUCUAAGCAGUUUUUGAAGGGGAAACACACUCUGGUUCUCAGCACCUUCCUCCCACACCAUACUGCACAGGCCAGAUUCUUCUCCCCAAGAGCCUGCCUCCCUCGCCCCCUGCAUGGGUUUUUCUUAGCAGGGGAUGGGGAGGAGGAAGAGCAUAAUCAGACCUAACAAUAGAAUACCAGUGCCUAAUUAACCCCAAGAAUGCUGCUAAAUAUAGGCCCCAAUUAAGCAUGGCUUGAAACAUUUUACUGGAGUCCAUCACUAUUCGGCAAAGCAGGAGCUUAUCCUAAACAUUAAGGCCUCAGUUAAGAAGGAUAAUAAGCCAGAUCCUCAGCUGGUGUAAAUCCACACAGCUCCAUUGGCUUCAAUGCUGUUCUACACCAGAUGAGGAACUGGCCCCAUCUGUUCUAAGCAUCAACCUGAUGACGUGCUUGGGAUGCUCAAUGAUAUAACGGAAUAAUUUCCAACCAGUUAAAAUGAAAAGCCACCCUCUUAAAGCUUUAACAAACCCAACCAAAGGGAUCUGAGCACAAGGGCAAAGAAAGGGCAGGGGGUAGGGCAACCCCUCUAGGGCCAACAAGUGAAUACACUCAUGCAUGCCUUUGCAAUUAAAAGGGUAGGGGUAUUUUUGACGAAUGGGGAGCUGUUGACAGAGAUGGAUUUCAGGGGCAAGUACAUGCCAGACCCCAGAACUGCCCACACCAAACUCCUGACCACUUACAAGUUUAAGAUGGGAUGGUGGGAUCCUUAGACAGUGCCUGGAAGUCUUGAGGGCAGAUUUUAACAAGUCUGGACUCAAGGAGAUUCUGAGUGUAGCCAGGUCCUAUGCAUUUAAGGCUUUAGUCAGCACACUCUUUACAUGUCCAUGGCCCGCGAUGGAUUAACAAAGGGGAAUGGGAUUAGUUGCUUUACUACUGUGAUUCUUGCUCAUGCAUACAAAGUGAAAGUGAUCUCCAGACCUGAGGCUGGGAAGGAAUUUUGACUGGAUUUUAUUUGUGAGGGCACUCGAGGAGGCAUUAAGCAGGGAUGGGUCACCUGGUAGAUGAACAAACUGGACAUACAUAGCAGCCUCAGUUCCCUGCCAUUUCGGAGGAUGCCUGCCAGGAUAGGGAAUUCAUUGUCCUUGCUGAGAACCAGGGAAAGAUGCCUAUCUAUAGGGAAUAGUUUUGAAAGAAUGAACCUGCUACAAUGCAGGAAAUGGGCUAGGUCAAUGUCCCUCUGCCUUUGGGGACUUGACACUAAUUUACCAGACACAGGGCCAGAUUCACCCAAGGGGGCAGCUAUUCUUUCAUGGGAGAUUCAAUGCCAGGAGAGAGCAACUGGCAGGAUCGCUGUGGAUGAUGUCCUUUGGAGACACUGCUAGAAGAGAACAGUUUUUCCAAGCAUGGCUACAUCAGAGCCCCAUCAGCCCAAGAGAUGUGCUGAUUUAGUGUAUUUCUUGGCUGAUCUGGCCCCAACCCCUGUGCAUGCUGCCCUAGUGGACUCUGGGCCCUUAGUGGAGUGGAGGUGAUGUGCAACACACACUGCGUCUCCUUCUCCCACCCCACUGGACUUUCCAUUGCUGGAGGCAUGUGGCCUGGGCUGUGGGCCUUGUACUGGGGGAAACCAUGAAAUAAAUUGGGCCUAAAAAUUUUGACUGUCCUAGGCAGCGUCUGCCCCCUUUAAUCAGCGUUGUGCAUUCUAGUCUGCAACAGAACUUGGGUUGGAGGGAUUUGGAGAUGUGCAAGCUCUGUUGAGCAGAGGAGCACAUACAACAGUAUCGGAGAUGGGAAGGGAUGGGGCACUCAUGACGAGCAAAAGAGGCUUGUCAUUAAGGUUAGGAGGAGCCUUGAGUACCAGUCACAAGCCUCAACUGCAGCUACUAGAGACCUAUUCUACUGGAGAAUAUGAGCAGUCCUCAUUGACUCCCAGGACAGCUGGUAUCCUGGGUCCAAAUCCUCAGAGGUAUUUAGGCACCUCAUACCUAUUGAGUUCAAUGGGUCUUAGCCAUCUACAUACCUUUGAGGAUCGGGGUCCUGGUGACAUGGAACAGUGAUUGGAAACCCAGUGACACCUUAUUGUGCUUUCAGGCAUCAUUUCAAGGUUGGGUAGCAGAGUCAGCUCGGAGUUUGAGAAUCUCCAAUUUUAACUCAAUGAAACAAAUGUAUGCAAUAGAACACCAACAUUAGAAGCUCAACAUUUCCAAAAUGAUUAACGUCCUUCACUGUGGGUGGAAUUUCUUCCGGCUACAAAUGUGUCCAUUUUUGCAUCUUUUUUUAACAAAUAAAUGGUUUUAUAAAAGCCCCUUUGCACAGUAAGUGCUGGUA
Messenger RNA from Dermochelys coriacea (leatherback sea turtle), 5117 nucleotides. It is a transcript of the gene CAPN13, whose product is annotated as calpain 13. Gene Ontology annotation, cellular component: cytoplasm. Gene Ontology annotation, molecular function: calcium-dependent cysteine-type endopeptidase activity. Gene Ontology annotation, biological process: proteolysis. The record is from RefSeq and is a predicted model, not a curated record. Lineage: Eukaryota; Metazoa; Chordata; Testudines; Dermochelyidae.